GCUCUCGUGAAGCAUGGCUUUGGGAAGGAAGGAACGCGGGAGAAAGAAGAUCCCGGAGCGGAGACAGAGCCCUGGAGACGCCGUGGGGGACGCGGACGCCGACUACCUGGUGGGACAGGUCGCCGACAGCCUGCGGGGCGGCCAGCACCCUCCUGGAGGCGGGACGGGGCGGCUGGCAGCUCUCUUCAGCACCGCGGAGUCGCGGGCUCCACCUGUGUUUGUGCCAGCGCCCCAGGAAACAUCUAAAAAAAGAAAAACUGACGAUGAAGAAGAGCAAAGUUCACCCAGUAUUAAAAAGCCGGUUUUGCAAGAGCCUGCGAGAAAAGUGAAAGCGAAGAAGAAACUCUCUGAUGCAGACAAGAGGUUGGCAAACAGGGAAAGCGCUCUGGCAGGUGCCGAUUUAGAAGAGGAGAUUCAUCAGGAGCAAGGGCAGAAGAGGAGACGGCCUCCGUCCCGUGAGAAGGCGGCAGGUGGAGGGGCCCCUGGUGCUGCCCUCAGCCUUGAUGGUGGCCAAAGAACGAAAAUCCCGCUCAACCCUGAGGAAGAGCGCCUGAAAAAUGAGAGGACCGUGUUUGUUGGCAAUUUGCCUGUCACAUGCAACAAGAAGAAGCUGAAGUCGUUUUUUAAAGAGUAUGGACAAGUAGAAUCCGUACGAUUUCGUUCUGUGAUGCCAGCAGAGGGAACACUAACCAAAAAGUUGGCUGCAAUCAAACGUAAAUUUCAUCCAGACCAGAAAAGCAUCAACGCGUAUGUUGUGUUUAAGGAGGAGAGCGCUGCUGCAAAAGCGCUGCAAAGAAAUGGGGCCCAGAUUGCAGAAGGAUUUCGUAUUCGAGUCGAUCUGGCAUCUGAAACCGCCUCUAGGGACAAGCGAUCAGUGUUUGUGGGGAAUCUUCCUUACAAGGUUGAAGAGUCUGCUUUGGAGGAGCACUUUCUGGACUGCGGAAGCAUUGUAGCAGUGAGGAUUGUGAGGAACCCACUCACCGGAGUCGGCCGAGGCUUUGGCUACGUGCUCUUUGAGAGCACAGAUGCUGUUCAUCUUGCUUUGAAGUUGAAUAACUCUGAGCUGAUGGGGAGAAAACUGAGAGUCAUGCGCUCUGUUAACAAGGAAAAACUAAAACAGCAAAAUUCAAAUCCCAGCUUGAAGGAUGCCAGAAAACCUAAGCAAACACUUAAUGCUACUACCAAAGACGCAGGGCACUCCAAGAAUGCAUUUAUUGGAGAAAAGGCAAUUCUCAUGAAAAAGAAGAAAGGACAAAAGAAAAAAGUACGAACGAAGAAACCGAAAAAACAGCAGUAAUGACAGAAGCUGCCUCCUUCCUCUCUGUCGUGCAAGUGUCUGGGUUUUUUAAGGAUUGUGUGGAAAAUGUGGGAGCUUCCAGUGUAUUUUUUAAAAUUCAUAUAUGUAAAGCUUCUUUGAAGCAUUCUUCUUAGAAAUGUAUUAAAGAGUUUAUUAAUACUGGUUGUGCUUAGGCCAGGUGUUCAGAUAGCUGCUGUGGGCAUACUGAUUCCAGGUGUGGUCAUGG
Molecule: messenger RNA, 1523 nt
Organism: Acomys russatus (golden spiny mouse)
Lineage: Eukaryota; Metazoa; Chordata; Mammalia; Rodentia; Muridae
Gene: Rbm34
Product: RNA binding motif protein 34
Exons: 11
Coding region: 14-1297 (427 amino acids)
Molecular function (GO): RNA binding
Source: RefSeq, a predicted model, not a curated record